AUGGCCGAAGACCCGAAGCGCAAUGCCGAGGCGCUGAUUCCGAAGUUCCAAUUCGAGCGAGUCCUAAACCAAGAUGAGGCAGGACGGCGCAUUACCCUCCACGGCCACGUUGACUCUGAGCCCGCCCUCCUAGUCCUCGAACGAGCUCCCUUCCCCGAUGCGCCCGAAUACCUCUCCGCGCUCCCCGCGAGCCUGCGCAGCCUCACGAACCUAGGUAACAAUGACAUCUACUUUUGGUUCCUGGGCAGCGGCGGACCGGUGCUUGAGCACGACGAUAAAGACAAGUUCGCCGACUUCAAGAUGACGCUCAUUUGUCCCUGCACCGACAAGCACAUCAAGAAGCACCGCAAGCAGGGCUACCGCUUCGUUACAGAGACGCCCGAAAUAUACCGCGACCACAUCAGGCCGUUCAUGCAGGCAAAUCGGGAGGCGGGACGUCUGAACUGGGUCUACAAUAUCAUCGAAGGGCGGAAAGAGGUAGAAGACGUGAUCUACCGCACGCCAUUGGGAAGAGAUGGCGAUGAGGGCUUUUUGAUGCUGCCGAACCUGCAUUGGGACCGCAAGACCAUUGAGGCGCUUCACCUGCUGGGUAUUGUUGAGAGACGCGAUCUAUGGAGCUUGCGAGACCUGAAGAUGAAACAUGUUCCCUGGCUCAAGCACAUGAAAGCCAAGAUGAUCGAUGCCACUAUCAAGACGUACCCGCAGAUCGAAGAGGAUCAGCUCAAGCUGUUCUGCCAUUACCAACCGACGUAUUACCACUUCCACAUCCACAUCGUACAUGUUAUGCUCGAGGCGACCUCGACCCAAUCAGUCGGCAAGGCGAUCGGUAUGGACAGCAUCAUCGAACAGCUAGAGGGCAUGGUAGGAGAUGACGAGACGGGCAUGGACGCGAUGGCCCUGAGCUACAUUGUAGGCGAGGAGUCGGACUUGUGGACAGAUAUAUUUGAGCCCCUCAAGACCUCCCGUAAAGCUUCUCCACCGCAAUAA
This is a messenger RNA of Pseudomassariella vexata, 987 nucleotides long. Its product is annotated as HIT-like domain-containing protein. Gene Ontology annotation, biological process: deadenylation-dependent decapping of nuclear-transcribed mRNA. The transcript has 2 exons. Lineage: Eukaryota; Fungi; Ascomycota; Sordariomycetes; Amphisphaeriales; Pseudomassariaceae. Gene Ontology annotation, cellular component: nucleus; P-body. Bases 1 to 987 code for a protein of 328 amino acids. The record is from RefSeq and is a predicted model, not a curated record. Gene Ontology annotation, molecular function: RNA 7-methylguanosine cap binding; hydrolase activity.